Molecule: messenger RNA, 1192 nt
Organism: Gamsiella multidivaricata
Lineage: Eukaryota; Fungi; Mortierellomycota; Mortierellomycetes; Mortierellales; Mortierellaceae
Exons: 4
Coding region: 123-1043 (306 amino acids)
Molecular function (GO): zinc ion binding; nucleic acid binding
Source: RefSeq, a predicted model, not a curated record
CCUCCUCCGCGUUUUCCUCUUCUUCUUCUUCUUCUUUACCCUUUCCCCUUUUCCUGCUCAUAAUAGUCCGUGUACCGUCCGUCUACAGCAAAACCCAAUCCGUCAUCUGAACUAUCGCUGCCAUGGAUCCUUGGGACACUCCCGCCGCCAGCACCAUGCCCGUGUCAAAAUGGGACACCAACGACGCACAAGCCUCCUCCAGUGCCUCGCACGGGUCAGCCACAGCUUCAGACGCGGACCACGACCAGUGGGAACAGAUGAAGAGGCAGAUGGAGGCAGCCUCCAUCAGCAAUGACCGACCACAUUCAGGCAGGCCUUCUGUGACAUUGAAGGACGUAUGGCCCACGUUCAUGGAGGCUGAUCAGGCGCGCGAUCUCGACGAUGUCAAGGCGGCUCUCGCCGGUCUUUGCGAGGCUUCCAAAGGAGGGUCUUGGAAAGAUCUGGAACACAGACUGAGGGAUGAAAACUGCAAUACCUAUCUGGUGGCCACGGAGGACAAUGUAUCGUUUGGGUACACACUCGUCAAUCUCAAGAGCGAACCUAACCAACAGUACCGCGUCAUCCCCUCCUUCAUCAAACCCGGUACUGUCAAGCGAGGACGCAUGUCGAUCGGUAUGGCUGCAAGUUACGAAGAAAAUUUUGCCCGUCUUGAUAAUGCAGGCGUUGUCCGCCCAAGCGGCGUACCCAAUUGUCACAACUGUAAGCAGGACGGCCAUAUAGCGAGCGAGUGCAGGGAGGAAAAGAGAGAGUCUGAGAGAUCAGAAUACUUUGGCAAGUGUUACAAUUGUGGAUCGGAGGAUCAUCGAACCCGAAACUGCAACGAGCCCCGCAAAUGGGACAUGUGGCGCGCGACUGCCUGGAGCCCCGAACGGAUGUGGUUUGCAGAAAUUGCCAGCAAAUGGGACACAUGGCACGCGACUGCCGCGAGCCUCGCAUGGACAUCGUCUGCAUCCGCUGCAACCAGCCUGGACACAUGGUACGCGACUGCCUGGAGCCCCGGACAGAUGUUAUAUGUAUUCGGUGCGAUCAGCCAGGCCAUAUAGCACGCGAAUGUUUAGAGGCUCGCACGGACAUUACCUGUAACCGAUGCAGCCAGCCAGGUCAUAUGGCGCGCGACUGCCUGGAGCCUCGAACGGAUAUGGUUUGCAGAAAUUGCCAGCAAGUGGGACACGUGUCGCGCGACUGCCGCGAG